AUGAAAAAUAAUGAAGAAGAAAAUAGUAUAAGGUCAUUAGGAUGUAGCGCAUUAAUCGAAUUAUUAAAUAACAACAACAAUGAGUUGUAUGAGAAUAAUGAAGAUAGUUAUGAUGAAAAUAGUAGGAAUAAAAAUUAUGUAAAAGAAAUAAAUUUAUUUGAAAUAAAUAAUAGUUUAGAAGAUGAUUCCGUUGAUAGAAAACAAAUUAGUUAUUCUACAAAAUUGUUAAACAAAUCACCAUAUAGUAAAUUAAGUGAAAAAAAAGUUGAUUUAAUUAAUUAUAAUUUAAGUUUUAAUAAUAAUAUAAAGAGUGAUUGUUUUAAGAAUACUUAUUUUGACGCAGUUAAUAAAUAUAAUCUUUUUUUAUCAUCUAAACGGAAAUACAAAUAUAAAAAUAAUAAUAAUAAUAAUAAUAAUAAUAGGAGUUAUAAAUGUUUAAUGCCAUACAAUAAUAAGAAAGAAAUAAAAAGAAAUAAAAGAAGGGUUGAUUUAAAUUUUUUUUCAUCUGAAGAAGAUAAUAUUAACACAUAUACAUUAUCAAGAAAAAAAAGAAACAGAAACAGUGAAAUUGUAAAAAUUUUAAAUGCACCAAAUAAAGAUAAUAAUAUUUUUGAUAUGGAAGAAAGCAAAUUAAAAAAGAAAAAAAGAAAACAAUGUUAUGAGGAAAAUACAAAUGAAACAUUUGAUAUGGGUGGUAAUAAUACUUAUGAGAAAAACAAUAUAAAAAUAUGUAAUUUUCAAAAAAAAAAAAAAACUAGCCAUAAUAUGUUAUGUGAUAAUAUAAAUUCGCCUGACCUUGUCAAUAAUUUUGUUAAUAAAAAUGGUAAAGACAGAAUAUUUAUAAAAAAGGAAGGAAAUGAAAAUUUUGAUAAAAAUGGAAAAAAUGAAAAAAAUCAAAAUAUUGAUAAAAAUGGAAAAAAUGAAAAAAAUGAAAAAAAUGAAAAAAAUCAAAAUAUUGAUAAAAGUGAAAAAAAUCAAAAUAUUGAUGAUAUAGAAAUAUAUAACAAUUCUGAUAAAUGUGACAAUGAAAAGAUAACUAAAAAUAAAAAUAAUAUUAAAUAUAAUAAAAAUAUUAUGAAUAAUAUUUCCACGAAUAAAUAUAACCAUAUUAUAAAUGAAAAGAACAAACAGAAAUUUAAAAUAUAUGAUAAGGGGAAAUUACUUUGUCCCGAUUCCAUUGAUGAUAAUAAAAAAUGGAACGAUAAUAUAAAUUUGGAAAAUAUAAAUUCAAAUAAAAAUAUUGUUAUGUUAGAAGAACGUAAGUUUACUAAUGUUUGUAAUAAUGCAUGUACUCUUAUAAAGAAUGAGAGAAACAGUGAGAAAUUAAAUGAACAUGAAAAUUAUACUCCUAUUAAUUGUCUUAUAUCCAAAAGGAAUGAUAUAAAUAUGGAAGAUAUUAAAAAUAUAGAAAUUGAUAAAAAUGUUGAAAAUUUUGUGUUCCUUGAUUUUAUUCCAGUGACCGAGGAAUAUUUAAAAAUCAAAGAAACGCUAAAUACGUACAAAAAUAAAAAGUCACAAGAUAACAAUACAUUCUGUAAAAAGGAAGACAAUAUGUAUAUAUAUUCUAUUCCUAAAAGUAACUUAAAAAAAAGUGCAAUCCAAAAAGAGUAUGAAAAGGAUAUUGAAAGUAAUACCGAAAAAAAAAAAAAAACAUAUCACAAUUCUGAACCAUCAUAUAUAAAAGGAGCAUAUAACGAUUUGAAAAAAAGCAUCUUAAGGAAUAACAUAAAAAUAAUUAACUAUGAUUAUGAAAAAAAUUUAUGUUACAUAUUGAUAAGAAAAGAGUCCACAUAG
Molecule: messenger RNA, 1794 nt
Organism: Plasmodium reichenowi
Lineage: Eukaryota; Apicomplexa; Aconoidasida; Haemosporida; Plasmodiidae
Exons: 1
Coding region: 1-1794 (597 amino acids)
Source: RefSeq, a predicted model, not a curated record